Molecule: messenger RNA, 1230 nt
Organism: Phalaenopsis equestris
Lineage: Eukaryota; Viridiplantae; Streptophyta; Magnoliopsida; Asparagales; Orchidaceae
Product: xylulose 5-phosphate/phosphate translocator, chloroplastic-like
Cellular component (GO): Golgi apparatus
Molecular function (GO): phosphoglycerate transmembrane transporter activity; triose-phosphate transmembrane transporter activity; antiporter activity
Source: RefSeq, a predicted model, not a curated record
CCCUCACCAGACUCACUCGCACCCAUAACCUCACCCACCACAUCUCCUUCUCGCUUCUCCGCAGAACAACCUCAACCGCUAAACUCGUCGGAAUCCCAAAAGCCGCGGCGGCGCCGGAAAAUAUCAACUUCUCCGGCGAAAAGAAACCCUCUGUCAAAAUCAACCACAACUUCCUCGCCGUAAAACCGCAAGCAAAAAACAACAGGGUGAAGCUAGCGGCCAUCUUCGGCCUCUGGUAUUUCCAAAAUGUAAUCUUUUACAUAUACACCAAAAAAGCUCUCACCUUUUUCCCGUAUCCAUGGCUUCUAGCUUCGUUUCAGCUCCUCAUGAGCUCUCUCUGGAUGGCCGCACUGUGGGCUACAAGACUUCAUCGUCUUCCCCCCGUUAACCGCGAGUUCUUUCUCGCACUUCUCGGCCCUGCUUUCUUCCACGCCGUCGGCCACAUCUCCGCCAUGAUCUCCUUCUCCAAACUCACCGUCUCCUUCACUCAAGUCAUCAAGGCUUCUGAACCAGUCUUCUCUGUUAUCUUCUCCGCCCUCCAUGGCCACUUCUACCCCAUUCACAUUUGGCUCUCAGUCAUCCCAAUCGUCGCAGGGUGCUCCCUCGCUGCUGCAACGGAAGUAUCCUUGAAUGCCGCCGGGCUAUGGAGCGCGCUCAUAAGCAACAUUGGUUUCGUUUUGAGAAAUAUCUACUCGAAGCAGAGCUUCAAUGAGUUUAAACAUGUCGAUGGGAUCAAUCUCAACGGCUGGAUCUGUGUUGCCUCUCUGUUUUUUGUUUUCCCUGUUGCUUUUGUUGUGGAGGGGAGUCAAUGGGUGCAGGGUUACAGGGCGGCGAUUGUGCGGGUUGGUUCGCCGGAGUUGUUCUGUGCUUGGGUUCUGCUCUCUGGUUUGUUCUAUCAUGUGUGCAACCAAGGUUUGUAUCAGGUAUGGAAUGAGGGUAGCAGGGUUAGUUUCUCUGUUGGUGAUGGGAUGAAGAGGGUGGUGGUGUUUAUUGUCUCUGUGAUUGUGUUUGGGAAUGCUGUUAGGCCUUUGAAUGCUCUGGGAUCAGCUAUGGCGAUCUUUGGGACAUUUUUGUAUUCUCAGGCUAGGGCAGUGGGGAAGAAGAGCGAGAAGAAGAGGGGGAUGAGGGCUUGUUGGUAGUUUUGGGUUAUUGGAUGGAGGAGUGCUGCAAAUUUCUCUGUUGAGGCACUUAAAUUAUAUGGAAAGUUGAAACCUUUUUUUAUAGUUAUUA